AUGGAGUAUGUUUAUAGACUUCUACGUCCUGAGGAAAAUUAUGAAAACGGUAUCAGAGCAAAAAAUCCGAAUUCUUCAACGUCUGUUUUCCGACACGUCCUUGGCGGAAGUUGGGGUCCUACAUCAAAGUACAUUUCAACAUGCGGAAGUUUGCAGGCCCUCAGGGAUUUUGCAUCAAAAUCAAGGAGGCCAGGGGAAAUUAUCAAAAUAAAAAUAGAUAUGCUGCCGGAAAAUGUUGAAAUAAUAGAUCUCCGAGACUACCUCAAAAGGAUGGAAUACAUUGAACACACUAAUGACGAAGAUGAAAUUAGGAAGUUCAAUAACUUUGCAAACAAAUUUGAGGAAGUACUUUUGGCAGGUUGUAUUCCAGCUAGCUGCAUUGAGCUUGUUUAA
This is a messenger RNA of Mytilus trossulus (common blue mussel), 393 nucleotides long. RefSeq lists its product as uncharacterized. NCBI's taxonomy places the organism in Eukaryota, Metazoa, Mollusca, Bivalvia, Mytilida, Mytilidae. The transcript has a single exon. The record is from RefSeq and is a predicted model, not a curated record. Bases 1 to 393 code for a protein of 130 amino acids.